Molecule: messenger RNA, 1526 nt
Organism: Priapulus caudatus
Lineage: Eukaryota; Metazoa; Priapulida; Priapulimorpha; Priapulimorphida; Priapulidae
Product: 3-oxoacyl-[acyl-carrier-protein] synthase, mitochondrial-like
Biological process (GO): fatty acid biosynthetic process
Molecular function (GO): 3-oxoacyl-[acyl-carrier-protein] synthase activity
Source: RefSeq, a predicted model, not a curated record
CGAUGUUCGGACUUAUUGACAUCGUUAAAUUAUGACUGACUACCGUUAACGUCGCCAGUAUGAAUUCUCAUGAAGUCGCGUAGAUCCUGCAGGAAGACAUGUCGAUUUCUGCAAGGCACGAGGCACUACUGCGUGGAAAGUGCGACCGACCCUCCGGCACGGCGAAGGGUCGUCAUCACGGGGAUCGGUCUGGUGACGCCGCUCGGGGUCGGCUGCGAACACGUGUGGAAGGAGAUCCUUAACGGAUCGUGCGGCGUCGGGAAUCUUCCCAAGGAUCGCUUCCAGGGAAUACCGUCGCAGGUGGCAGCGUUCGUGCCACGAGGGCCGAAACAUACCGAAUUCGACCCCGAAAACUACGUCAAACGCUCCGAGCAAAAGUCGAUGGCGCCGGCGGCCAUCUUUGCGAUCGCCGCGGCUGACGAGGCACUGCGAGACGCCAGGUGGCGCCCCGUGAAGGAGCAUGAGCGUGAGCGCACGGGCGUCGCCAUCGGCGGCUGCAGCGUCGUCGCCGUUCAGGACAUCGUCGACACGGCGCGCGCGUUCGAGCGCGGCUACAACAAGGUUUCGCCGUUCUUCAUCCCUCGCAUCCUCACCAACCUCAUCGCGGGCCACGUCAGCAUCCGACACGGAUUCGCCGGGCCCAACCACUCGGCGUCGACCGCCUGCACGACGGGACUCCACGCCGUCGGCGACGCGUUCCGAUUGGUCAAGCAUGGCGACGCCGACGUGAUGGUGUGCGGCGGCGCGGACGCGUCCAUCGAGCCGGUCGUCGUCGCCGGAUUUGCUCGCAUGAGGGCGCUGAGCACGCUAUACAACGCCGAGCCGCACACGGCAUCGCGGCCAUUCGACGCGCAUCGCGACGGGUUCGUCAUCGGAGAGGGCGCCGGUGUGCUGGUGGUCGAGGAGUACGGUCACGCGCUGCGGAGAGGCGUGCCGAUACAUGCCGAGGUGCUCGGGUACGGAAUGUCGGCGGACGCUCAUCACGUCUCGGCGGCGCGCCCGGACGGCCGCGGCGCCCAUCUAUGCAUGGCCGCGGCCGUGCGCGAGGCCGGCGUCUCGCUCGAGGACGUGACGCACGUCAACGCGCACGCGACCUCGACCCCGGUCGGCGACCUCGCCGAGGCGCGCGCGAUACGCUCGCUCUUCGGCGACUUCGCCGGCGGCGUCGCCGUCUCGGCGACAGGGCGCACGGGGCACCUGCUGGGCGCCGCGGGCAGCGUGGAGGCGGCGCUGGCGGCGCUCGCGUGCCGCGACGGCUACGUGCCACCGACGAUCAACCUCGGCGAGCUGGAGCCGGAGCUGGGAGCGCGGCGCAGCAACUUUGUGCCGCUCGUGCCGCAGACGUGGUCGGGCGUGGAGAAGCGCCGCGUCGCGCUCACGAACUCGUUCGGCUUUGGCGGCACGAACGCGUCGCUGUGCGUCGCGCAGGUGUGAGGCGCAGGUGUGAGGCGCAGGUGUGACGCGCAGGUGUGAGUCGCAGGUGUGACGCGCACGUGUGACGUGAAGGUGUGAGGCGAAGGUGUGAC